This is a messenger RNA of Pecten maximus, 1767 nucleotides long. RefSeq names its product serine palmitoyltransferase 1-like. The transcript has 16 exons. The record is from RefSeq and is a predicted model, not a curated record. Gene Ontology annotation, biological process: sphingosine biosynthetic process; ceramide biosynthetic process. NCBI's taxonomy places the organism in Eukaryota, Metazoa, Mollusca, Bivalvia, Pectinida, Pectinidae. Gene Ontology annotation, molecular function: pyridoxal phosphate binding; serine C-palmitoyltransferase activity. Bases 35 to 1558 code for a protein of 507 amino acids. Gene Ontology annotation, cellular component: endoplasmic reticulum.
GUUAGAGUGACGUCCCUUCACACAGGUAUCCAAUAUGGCGUCCGUCCAGUUGAUUCCACCUGUCUCUGAUUUGUACGAGAUGAUUGAAGCGUUCUUACAGGCCCCUGUUUAUCACCUGAUAUUUGAAGCAUGCCUGAUAGUACUGAUCAUCAAACUAGUGUUUUCUAAGUCAUAUGCUGGUGGACCUGAAAUCAUUCUAACAAAGAAGGAAGAGGAAGAGCUGUUAUCAGAUUGGGUGCCUGACCCCCUAGAACAAAAUGUGCCUGCUGAUCACCCAGUGCUGCAGUCUAUGGAGAAAAACAUUGUCUCAGGAAAACCAGGGAAAUAUGUGGAUAUCAAUGGGAAAACAUGUGUUAACUUGGCAACUCUAAACUUCCUGGGAAUGGCAUGUAAGCCAGACAUAGAGGAUGCUGCCAUAAAGACAAUGAGAAAAUAUGGUGUUGGAUCCUGUGGUCCAAGAGGCUUCUAUGGCACGAUGGAUGUACAUCUGGACCUAGAGGAGAAGUUGGCCAAGUUUAUGGAUUGUGAGGAGUCAAUUCUCUACUCCUAUGGCUUUGCCACCAUAGCCAGUGCAAUUCCAGCCUACUCCAAACGUGGUGAUGUCAUAUUUGUAGAUGAAGGGGUGUGCUUUGCCAUACAGAAAGGUCUGGUGGCAUCUCGUAGUGCCAUCAAGUGGUUCAAACACAACGAUAUGGAGGACUUGGAAAGACUGCUGAAGAUCCAACAGGAGGAGGACAGGAGGAUUCCUAAGAAAGCCAAAGUCACCAGACGGUUUUUAGUGGUGGAAGGGUUAUACAUAAACUAUGCUGACAUUUGUCCCCUCCCACAACUGGUUGCAUUGAAAUGGAAAUACAAGCUACGACUAUUUAUGGAGGAAAGUCUAUCCUUUGGUGUGCUUGGGGCAAAUGGCAAGGGAGUAACAGAGCACUUUGGUAUUUCACGAGAUGAGGUAGAUUUGAUUGCAGCUACACUUGAAAACGCCAUGGGAACAUGUGGAGGCUUCUGUUGUGGGAAAAAAUAUGUAAUAGAUCACCAGCGUCUUUCUGGCCUUGGCUACUGUUUCUCUGCCUCUUUGCCUCCCAUGCUUGCCACAGUCGCCACAGAGGCCCUUCGCACUAUGGAGCAGGAUCCUUCAAUGCUAACAAAACUGAGUCACAACUGUCAACAGGUUCAUGAGAAAUUAUCUAGAAUACCAGGAAUACAGGUAAAUGGGGAUCCUGUAGCUCCAAUUAAACAUGUGAGACUGGAGGAACUGAAUGAUGACCGAUCCAUAAAUGUACAGACAUUGGAGAAGAUUGUAGACAAGGCACAUGAUUUUGGUUUGGCUAUUACCGUUGCGAGAUACCUGGAAUCUGAAGAGCACAUCACUCCAAUCCCAAGUAUAAGGCUUUCUGUCAAUUCAAACCUCACAGAUGAGGAGAUCGAUAAGAGUAUUGAACUCCUUGGCAAAGCUUGUGCCUCAGUGCUCAACAGUUAUUCUGAGAUGUGGAGAUCAAGAUGUUUGAACAAUAGCCCAACAGAGAACGAAAUACAAUGGUCAUGGUGGAAACAAGAAUAGUGUUGUCAUGGAAACAUUGAAAUUUGAUGCAUAGUUACUAUAGCUGUUCCAAUAUCAAGGCCAUUAUUAUUUAAGGAAGUUGUGAUAGUACAGAUAUAAUAUAUGACCUUACAUAUGUUUUCCUUCGCCAUUAAUAAGCCAACCUAUACCUUGAGCCGUGGUAUGUAUUGGGCCCUUUAAUUAUUUAUCUUGUUUUUUUUGCCAAUUGG